This is a messenger RNA of Rattus rattus (black rat), 2477 nucleotides long. RefSeq names its product IMP U3 small nucleolar ribonucleoprotein 4 (gene Imp4). Gene Ontology annotation, biological process: rRNA processing. NCBI's taxonomy places the organism in Eukaryota, Metazoa, Chordata, Mammalia, Rodentia, Muridae. The transcript is spliced from 9 exons. Bases 333 to 1208 code for a protein of 291 amino acids. Gene Ontology annotation, molecular function: rRNA primary transcript binding; snoRNA binding. Gene Ontology annotation, cellular component: small-subunit processome; Mpp10 complex; nucleolus. The record is from RefSeq and is a predicted model, not a curated record.
AAAAGUCGAGUCCAGGAAGCCAUCCACGCAGUUCCCACUCUUACUUUUUCUUAGCCUACUGCCUGACUGGCUCAAGCGUUGGUGAAGCCACGGACGGACUUAUUUAUCAGGGCGGCCUUAGACCACAUGACAUCCCAAAUUCGGGUAAUUGAUUGGUUGUCCGUCUGACCAAUCACCUUGCGACGCCAUUCGCCAUUUUAAGAUGGGGCAAGCUGCACGGCAGUGGAACUGAGUGAAGCCCCUACAGGCCUUCCUAGUUGAGGGCGGAAGUGUCGUUGCGAGGUUCCGUCUGCGACCGAAGAGUCCGGACUCGUGAGAGAGCGACGCUCAUCAUGCUUCGUCGGGAGGCUCGCCUACGCCGCGAGUACUUGUACCGUAAGGCCCGGGAGGAGGCGCAGCGAUCCGUUCAGGAGAAGAAGGAGCGAGUCAAGCGUGCUCUAGAAGAAAACCAGCUGAUUCCCACCGAGUUACGCCGGGAGGCUCUCGCAUUACAGGGGUCCUUGGAGUUUGAUGAUGCUGGUGGUGAAGGUGUAACCAGCCAUGUGGAUGACGAGUAUCGAUGGGCUGGGGUUGAGGACCCUAAGGUCAUGAUCACUACCUCCCGAGACCCCAGUUCUCGCCUGAAAAUGUUUGCAAAGGAACUGAAGCUGGUGUUCCCAGGUGCCCAGCGCAUGAACCGAGGUCGGCAUGAGGUUGGAGCGCUGGUUCGAGCUUGCAAAGCGAAUGGGGUCACCGACCUGUUGGUUGUCCAUGAGCACCGAGGCACACCUGUGGGACUCAUUGUCAGCCAUCUGCCCUUCGGUCCUACUGCCUACUUCACACUGUGUAACGUGGUCAUGCGGCACGACAUCCCUGACCUGGGCACCAUGUCAGAGGCUAAGCCCCACCUCAUCACUCAUGGCUUUUCCUCUCGACUGGGCAAGCGGGUGUCUGACAUCCUUCGCUACCUAUUCCCUGUGCCAAAAGACGACAGCCAUCGGGUUAUCACCUUUGCCAACCAGGAUGACUACAUCUCAUUCCGGCACCAUGUCUUCAAGAAGACAGACCAUCGAAAUGUGGAGCUGACUGAGGUCGGGCCUCGAUUUGAGCUCAAGUUGUACAUGAUUCGCCUGGGCACACUGGAGCAGGAGGCUACCACAGAUGUAGAGUGGCGCUGGCAUCCGUAUACCAACACAGCCCGCAAGAGGGUAUUUCUGAGUGCUGAGUGAGCUGAGCCGCCAGCCAGUUGGGACUGACUUGUCACGGACAGAUUGACAGGAAGGAUCUAAGUCAAGUCUCUGUCCUCAUCCUACCAGCUGCCUCUAACUGGUUACAGUGGGUCUACUGUCCAGACAGACCUGAAAGAUGAAGCCCACAAAGCGUCUGUGGGGUGAGGAUCUAAUGCCUCCGGACUAUGAAUUCACCCUCAGGCUGGGGCAGGGGUACAGAUCUGCACUGGAAAAUGAAUGGUUACCUUCUUGGGAGUUAGGCCCUGUGAGCACUUUUUCCUGUGCUUUAGGGUCAGUCUUUGUCACCAGCAACAAACCAUUCAAGAGCCGGCCUAACUUGUCGCUUCAACUCUGCCAAGCAGGUGCACCCUCCUCUAACUGCGAGCUUCUCCACUCAGCCUCUUUGCUCGCCAAGAUAACGACUCUGAAACUUGAUGUUUCAUGAAUAAAUUCCUAGGCCAAUAGCUAGUGCCUGUUCCCUGCCUCGCUCAUAACUCGGUUACCUGUUUUACUUUAUGAGUGCCAUAUGGCUGGUUACCGUCUCUGUUUUAUGCAACCAUCUCCUGUGCCUCAGACUUUUCCAGAAUGGGAUGUCCUGCCUCCUAUUUCUUAGCUCAUUGGCCAUAAGCUUUUUUAUUGACAGGUGAUAUUUCCAUACAGAACACAAGAGAUUCUCUCUGCACCCUCCCUCUUUCACAUGAGACAGAGUGACACCCACAACCUGCCUACCAUACCUCUAACUCUUGUAGCUGUAUGGCCUAUCAACAGCACAGAGGGAGAGCUAGUGCUGCCCAGGGAGUUGCCUCAAGAGUCUGUGCUACAGCCUCUCUCAACCUACUGCCCUCUCUGUACCCAAAUCCCUGUACUUCCCCAAGGGCCCUGGGUUUAUAUGAAAUGGUUGUCAAGACCCUGCAAAUGCUCUAGAGCUGGCAGAGAAUGCUGGUGAUGAGACCCAUCACAGUUAGGAGGAGGCCUCUGAGGAAGCAUGUCAAACAGGAUAAGGGAGACGUCUGCAUGCUAUUAUGAAAACUGAACAACAGAGAGAAAAGAAGCCGUCUGGAUGACAUGCAAGGGCCUUGAGGUCCAGUAAGAAGUGAAAGGGAGCCAUAGGACCCACUUAGGCCAGUGCUCUGCAAUGGUGGGAUCACAACUCCAGCUCAUGAAUCCAGUUGUCCAAACAAGGCCUCUGGGACUCUCCCAUAGCUUUGUGGUGUGUGCGGGUGGGCAUGCAUUGAAAUUUCAAAAUACAAGUAAGAUCAUGUGAUCUCC